GCCCAAAGCGGAACCGAAGGGAUCCGUAAAAGCACUAGCAUCUGUAGGAGCCUAAUCGGUCCGUGAUCUGUUCUUCCCUGUGCAUUCGCACCGCCUCCAUCUGCUCACAGGACCCGCUAGAAACCUUCCAGAAACAGGCCAUCUAUCUGCGCAUGAAAGAAUACAAAACCCUCUGGCUGGCCGGCAGCGAGCGUAUUGAUGAGCUGGAAAGCAAUGUUAAUAACCUUCGGAAGAGUGUCCAAAUUAUCAAUCAUUACUGGAACGAGGUCACCGAGGACAUCAAUCUGCUAACAAUACGGGCGCAAGAUUUUGGCGGGCCGCUGGACGAAAGCAUCCUCGAACGAACGCCCGAUUUCACAAGUCUCCUGGAGCAUAUCCUGAACGCAUCGACUCAGAAGCAGCCUCCGGAUCUGGUCGAGACCAAGUCGCGGGAACGGUGGAAAGCGACCAAAGUCAAUCUCGGCCAUUUGCUGCGGAAAGUCCAGGCGCUGGCGACCUCAUUAAGUUCGCAGAAUGCCUCAAAAACGUCGACAGAAGGCUCCGAUAUCGCGGCUCUGAGAGAAGAAAACGAUCGGCUAAGGAAGUUGGUGGACUCGCAUCAACUGAACCUGUCCAAGUCUCAGAAAGAGGCAGCAACACUCACUACCAAGCUUGCAAUCAACAAAAAACGGCGCAGCGAGCUCGAGGCGUCGGUUGAAUCGCUGAGUGAGAAGCUUGUUGCGGCCGAGAGGUUAGUCGAGAAAGCCAAAAUGGGAUCCAAGGUGACCAAUGGGCCGUCAAAGGACGCCUAUAGUGCCGAAGUACAAAAGUUAGGCAAGACGGAUCAAACUGGCGGGGAGCCUGCUGUGACCGAGUCCAAGGAGGUCAUCACCAACACUGUUCUUGCUGAGUCGCGGCUAGCCGAGAUCGAGGCUCUUCGCAACGAAAAGAUGCAGCUUGCGACCGAACUGGAUACUUGGAAGGCACAGAUCCAGGAAAUCACCGAGGACUACAUUCGCCGCACCCCGAUUUUUGCAACGAUCGAGUCGGAGCUUAACUAUUAUCGAGUCGACAAUGUUCUGCUCAAGGAAAGGAUCGAGAAAACGACGACCGAGCUUGAGAAGCUACACGGCGAACGGCGCCAGUUUAUCGAGAAACUGGAGGCCGAGGAAGGCGCCCGUCGAAAAAUGCUCGAGAAUGAGAUCCGCAACAUCCACAAUGAAGUCACGCGCUUGCGCGGAAAUCGCGAUGCGAUUCAGCGAGAGCUGGAGCAGUACAAAGUCAAGAGCGAGUUGGAAAUCAUCCAGCACAACGAAAUCUCGCACAUUGCAAAUAAUCGGAUCGAAUCAAAGCGCUGGAGCUGCACAUACAGAGGCUGAAGAUGGGGAUAGCAGCAAACGCCGGCGACCGAACCCUGAUGCUGUUUUUCGAAGAGAACCCGAGCGGCAACCCACUGGAGGAUCUGCGACAAAAGAUCAAGGAUGCCGAUGCCAAGGUCAAAGAGCUUGAA
Molecule: messenger RNA, 1489 nt
Organism: Polychytrium aggregatum
Lineage: Eukaryota; Fungi; Chytridiomycota; Chytridiomycetes; Polychytriales
Exons: 10
Coding region: 153-1358 (401 amino acids)
Cellular component (GO): HULC complex; nucleus
Molecular function (GO): ubiquitin protein ligase activity
Source: RefSeq, a predicted model, not a curated record